AUCCCUAUAUAGACGGGGACCUAAAAAUUGGAAUCCGCCGUUUUCCUUCAGCAAAAAAUACAAAAAAUGAACGCCCAAAAAAGACCCUAAGGCUGACAAAAAGCUGCGCCGAAUUUUCAGUAAAAAACCAGGAAAAAACCCCUCUGGUCAUAGUCCCCUUCAUGCUUGAGCUUAGGCAGCCAUAAAUGACUAGGACCUUCCCCUAAACUUCAUCCUCUUAGAGACCCCAAACCCGUCGAUCAACCCCUGCUCCUCCACCUCAACCAGACCAACAGUCCAAACCUGCACAAAAUCUGGCAAACCAGUGUUUUACAGUGUGUUUUUACAGUGUGUUAUAGUGUGUUUUACAGUGUGUUUUUGAAUCAGUCGAGGAUGGUUCCAGUUGAGUUCGGCGAGGUGCGACGUUUGGAUUUGUCGAGGUCUUGUUCUCCGGUCUUUGUUUGAGUUCGAAUCGACAGAAAACAGGGAAAGAAAACAUUGCCAUAUUAAGAAACAAGUAACGAGCUACUAAGGAGUUGGUUCUUCGACUCAGGUAGAUAUAGUGGUCGAGCAAGUUGUAGUUCAAGGGGAAUCAGUGUCAGUCACUACAAGUAAGGUACAAACUCCUCGUUCAAAAUUAGAUGUUCUGGUAUCCGCUAUAGAUGUUGCACCUUUUGAAACUCUUCCAUCCACAAGUAAGAAACCACAAAUGGAGGAAUUCAUUGUAGAAAAAGGUGCAGACAAUCAGGAGAAAGAGGUAGAUACCAUAACUGUGGUGCCUAUGAUUGAGGGAUAAGGCAGUAAAGAACCAGUGCAAAAUGAGGCAUCUGAUGGUCUUUUAUUCAGUUGGACGGAGGAUGAGGAUGAUAAUGGGGGUUAAAAGGAAGAAGGAGAUGUGGACAGUCAUGAGAAGCAUACUAUUUAAGACAUAGCUAAUGAAGAGAAAAAGAGUGAGAAUGAGGGAAAUUCUGGAGAAAAGAAGGAGAGUGAGACGGAUGAUAGGAUAGGUGAACAAGUAAAUGAUUAUGUAGAAGAAGAAAAUAAUAGUGAAGAAGAGGGUAAUUCUGAGAGUGAGGGUGAGGAUCAAGAAAAAGCAAGUGAGAGUGAAGGACUAGAUAAAGAAAGUGAGAAAGAGAAUGAGAAUAUGAGUGAUGAAUCUGAAGGCUCUAUGACCACUGGGAAUACUGUCAUAGCCCCUUCAGAAGAAGCAAGUGGAGAGAAAAAGACUAAAGAACUUGGGCCCUUAUUAACUCCUUUCACUGGAGAUGAAGAGGUCAGCAGUGGUGAAGAUGACUUGUCAUUGUCUGAGGUAGGAAAGAAACCCAGAAAGACUUCUGUGAAAGUAACAAGGCCUACAGUCCCAACAAGGAAAAAAGUGGCUCCUUCUGCUGAGACUCUAUUACGAGAAGUAAAAGAAAGGCUGUUGAUGAACAAAAUCAUUAAGGAGUUAAGAGGUUCCAAGAAGCCAAGGAAGAAAGUUUCAGUUAUGGAACCUGUGGUUAUGUUGGAUGGAGAAGAUGAGUAUGAGUCUACUUUGCCAGAAAAGUCCUCUACACAAAAGAGAAAGGUUGCCAAAGUUACAAAAACUGUUACCCCUUCUACAAGGGCCAGUAUAUGAAAGAAGAGAAAGAAUGUGCCAAAUGUGGUUAAUAAAUUCAUAGAGUUUAGGAACAACAAAGUGCUUAAUGGGAAUAUUCUUGCAAAUACUGAUGAAAAGGGGAUGGCUCUACUGGUUGAAAAACUUGAGCUACAAGGAUGGAAGCACAUAUUUGUCAAAACUUUCCCCCUUGUACGUGUUCCUGCUUUGGUAGAGCUCUAUGCAAACUUCCAAUUUGAUGGGAAGGUAGUCAAAAGUAAUUUAAAGGGUUUUGAAAAGUUUGAUGCUGAGGAGUUGGGGAUGCUUUUGAAUAUUUCUUAUUUGUGAUUUGAUAAUUACUUGAAGAAAAAAUGGCUAACCAUAAACAAUGAUGUUGACACUAGCAUUGUGAUCACAAGAAAAUUCUUCAAAAGGUUGAACUAGAUGCUCUCCAGAAGGUGUACAAGACUGAUAUGACUUCCUUCCACAAGCUGUUGUUUCAUUUUAUCAAUUCCUGCAUUCUUCAGAGGUAUGAGAGAAGGCAUGAAGCUACCGUGUUGAACAUGGCUGUAAUGGAACUGCUUGACACUGGUAAACCUAUCAAUCUCCCUAGCAUGAUGAUUCAACAUAUGGCAAGAGCAACAGAUACUUCCAAGCCUAAGUAUGUUAUGCCUUAUGGUUUCAUGUUCACUGAGCUAUUUGGCAAGCUCAACAUUGCCUUGCCUAAGCUUAAGGAUGGAAAUCACAAUGAUGUUUUGAAUGCUAUUACCCUAAAGCAGUGUUGCUAUGAGUAGAUCAAGGCUAGGGGACCCACAUGAUCUGCUAUUCUACCUGGAAGCAAUAGGGCAGCAGAACUUGGUAAGAGAUUGGAGUUGGCUGUUAAAGAGAAUGUCAAGCUUUGUGAAGGCAAUGAUAAGCCGAGAAAGGAAACCAUUCAGCUUAAGAAAAACCUCAAAAGACAUAGGGAAGCUCAUUCCCAAUAGAUUGCCACUUUUUUGAAAGCAUUGACCCCCUAACCUCUCGCCAAUGAACUUUUUCCUUCCCAGUGUCGUUAAUUUCCUUUUGCUAUCCUAGUGGCUUUAACUUUUUUUUCUAUUGUGUUUUAGUCUGAGUAGAUUGCAGUAUGCUUAGUUUAUCUUAUUCUAAUGGUUUAAGACAAGGCACUGGGCUUCUUUUGACACUACUAAAUGUCUUCUCUUGUACUGCUUUAAUGCUUUGCAAAGUAUUGGAUUUUCAGCCUA
Nicotiana tabacum (common tobacco) is the source of this 2796-nucleotide messenger RNA. The record is from RefSeq and is a predicted model, not a curated record. Lineage: Eukaryota; Viridiplantae; Streptophyta; Magnoliopsida; Solanales; Solanaceae.